Molecule: messenger RNA, 2956 nt
Organism: Fusarium odoratissimum NRRL 54006
Lineage: Eukaryota; Fungi; Ascomycota; Sordariomycetes; Hypocreales; Nectriaceae
Product: stress-induced-phosphoprotein 1
Exons: 3
Coding region: 656-2038 (460 amino acids)
Molecular function (GO): Hsp90 protein binding
Source: RefSeq, a predicted model, not a curated record
CGCAGGUGCGGGGCGGGGCAGUUGGAGCUCCACCCAAUGGGAAGCUCCCUGCAUAGACUUGCAUCGAAUGAGCUAGAAGGCAUCCAUGGCCCUCUUCUUCCCCACCAAAGAUCGCCUGGGGCGACUCUCUCAUAUUUCAUCGUCUAGUAACUUUGACUCCUUGAUACCACAGACUCAUUGUUCAGAUCAGAACUGUUCUUUAACAGCUAUAACCCUCAGAUUCUGUUAAUUCACACACGAAAUGGCUUCCGCGGACGAGCUUAAGGCUCUAGGUAACAAGGCCAUUGCCGAGAAGAACUUCGACGAGGCUGUGUAGGUUACCACCAGUAACAAUACCACAACGGAACAUCGGGGUUGCUAACUAUGACAUAGCGCAAAGUUCACCGAGGCUAUUGCCAUUCAGCCCGAUAACCACAUUCUAUACAGCAACCGAUCUGCUGCUUACGCUUCAAAGAAGGAUUGGGAACAUGCUCUGAAGGAUGCCGAGAAGACCACCGAGAUCAAGCCUGACUGGGCCAAGGGUUGGGGACGUAAGGGUGCUGCUUUGCACGGACAAGGCGACCUUCUAGGUGCUAAUGAUGCGUAUGAGGAGGGAUUGAAGCAUGAUGCCAACAACGCCCAGCUCAAGAGUGGUCUGGCUUCAGUCAAGAAGGCCAUGGAGGCCGAAGUUGGAGGACCUCAAGAUCCCAGCGGUGGCCUCGGCCAAAUGUUCAACGACCCUCAGUUGAUUCAGAAGCUCGCCUCAAACCCCAAGACGAGCGGUUUCCUCGCCGACCCCUCAUUCAUGGCCAAGCUCCAAUCGAUCAAGGACAACCCUUCAAAUGCUUCUGAGAUCUUCAGCGACCCCCGUUUGUUGACAGUCAUGGGUGUGUUGAUGGGUGUUGAUUUGGAGAUGCGCGAGCGCGAAGUCGACCCCAACGCUGAAUCUCAGGACUCUCCCAUGCCCGAUGCCCCACCAGCUCCCAAGCAGCCCGAGCCCAAGAAGGCCCCUGAGCCUGAACCCGAGCCCGAGCUGGAUGAGGAGGCUCUCGAGAAGAAGAAAAAGAAGGAGGAGGCCGAUAAGGAGAAGGCCUUGGGUACCGAGAACUACAAGAAGCGUAACUUUGACGAGGCUAUUGCGCACUACACUAAGGCCUGGGAGACCUUCAAGGAUAUCACUUAUCUGAACAACUUGGGAGCUGCUUAUUUCGAGAAGGGUGACUACGAUAAGGCCAUCGAGGCCUGCACCAAGGCUGUUGAGGAGGGACGUGAGAUCUACGCCGACUUCAAGCUCAUUGCCAAGAGUUACGCCCGUAUCGGUACAUCUUAUGAGCGCAAGGGAGACUUGGAGAAGGCCGUCGAGAACUACAACAAGUCCCUUACCGAGCACCGAACUCCCGAUGUCCUCAACAAGCUCCGCGCUGCUGAGCGUGCCAAGACUGAGGCUGGCAAGAAGGCCUACAUCGACCCUGCCAAGGCUGAGGAGGCUCGUGAGGAGGGUAACAAGAAGUUCAAGGAAAUGGACUUCCCUGGUGCCGUUGCUGCCUACACAGAGAUGACCAAGCGAGCUCCCGAUGACCCUCGUGGUUACAGCAACCGAGCCGCUGCCUUUGUCAAGCUCUUCGAGUUCCCCAGUGCUCUCGAGGACUGUGACACGGCCAUCAAGAAGGACCCUACCUUCAUCCGAGCUUACAUCCGCAAGGCUCAGGCCUACUUCGGCAUGCGCAAGUACUCUGAAUGUGUGGAUGCCUGUACUGAGGCCCAACGCGUUGACCAGGAGCACCACAACGGUGCUAACGCCCGCGAGAUCGAGCAACAGCAGCAGAAGGCUCUCUCGGCCAUGUACUCUGCCCGUGAUAACGAGACGGAAGAGCAGACUCGAGAGCGUCUGAUGAAGGACCCCGAGAUCAUGGGACUCAUGCAAGACCCCGUGAUGCAAUCGAUCCUCCAGCAGGCCCAGUCGGACCCCGCUGCUCUUCAGGAGCAUAUGAGAAACCCUGGUGUGCGGUCCAAGAUUCAGAAGCUGAUCGCUGCUGGCGUUAUCCGGGUGGGUAGGUAAGCGAAGGAGAUGAUGGCGACGGUGAUGGGUUACAAUAGGAAAAUUUUGCUUUUUCAGACAUGGAAUCCCCUAUCCGGAAUCUCAUGGGAAGGGGAAGGGAUCUGGAGCGUGUGUGAUUUUGAGUUGGCAGAUUACUUGACGUGUACGAAUUAAUACGGAGUACCAGGAUCAUUUGCUGGUUGCUAAUGAGAAAUGAAACUUUUGAAGCAAACUGAUACAUCUUUUUUGGGAUAUCAUAUGUGAUGUGAGAUGGUGUUCACGAAUGGUAAAUGAGAUUGGCUAUCCUAGUUGUUGGCCUCGGUGUUUCAACUAACGACACAUGGCUGGGAGUUGAUGCCGUUAUUGGACAACUGAGAGGAACUUGGUGUAGUAUUGCAUGAGUAUACUGCGAUUAUCCGUGUUCAACUCCCGAUUCUUUGUUUCUCACGACAGCGAAGACAAUGCGAAGCCUCUCCGGCGCCCAACACCAACGCCACACCGGCUCGACUAUAGGAACGAAUCCCACCAACAACUUCUUUUCAAGGGGACCGAGCAAAGCUGAAAAGAAGAGGGUGUAUAGCAACUGAACAAAUAGCUGAGAAGCGUGGAGACACUACACGUGGAGGACACGAGGUAAUGCAGGAACACGGCGAGAAGUGAACGGAACGGGAAGAGAAAGAAACGUGUCUACCACGUUUGACGGUGACAAAGAAACGAGGUUGACUUUUCACAAUAAGCAAAGUGAGAGCUAUAUUUGGCGGAGAAAAAGUUCAGAACGGGAAGAGUUGGACCCGAAGGUGGAAAAAGCAAGUUAACUCUCAAGCUAAUGAAUGUCAAGGAGAGAGGAGGGUGUGUGAGACAUGGUGAAGAAAGCUAACGGCUCGGCUUGAGGACAAAGCAAAGGAAACAGGUCGGGUCCGAGACAUUGAAAAAAGAAAC